Messenger RNA from Daldinia caldariorum, 1833 nucleotides. Its product is annotated as PLP-dependent transferase. Lineage: Eukaryota; Fungi; Ascomycota; Sordariomycetes; Xylariales; Hypoxylaceae. Gene Ontology annotation, molecular function: cystathionine gamma-synthase activity; pyridoxal phosphate binding. Gene Ontology annotation, biological process: transsulfuration. The coding region runs from base 1 to 1674 and encodes 557 amino acids. The record is from RefSeq and is a predicted model, not a curated record. The transcript has 2 exons.
AUGUCCCGCAAAAUCACAACUGCCGCUGGCUAUGCGGUGCCACCAGCAUCUCAACACUCGGUAACCGUUCACAUGCCAACAUGGGAGAAAGCGGAAGAAUUUGGCACUGAUUCCUCCAAGAUUAUCGCUAAUCUUCAUAACGCCUAUCCACGAAUGAAGCCUCAUAGGGAUAUCGCCAGUCUAAGUACAGCGGUGCUGAGACUAAUCGGAGCCGAAAACGAGGCCUGCUUUUUAUUCUCCACGCUUCAAUCAGCCACCGAAUGUGUUGAGUAUGCCACAUCUAGCAAGCGGGAUAACGGCGCUGAUAAAAGCCCCGUUCCGGUUGAUCAGAUUCAGAUCAGACCUUUCUCUGCCAAAGACCCGUUCUUUGCAGUUGUUUUCCCUUCUGAUAAGUAUCAUGUCCUGAGAGGUUUUUGGACUACCCCUGGUGCUGCGGUUUCGUCUCGGUUUGCGGAAGCGAACUUGGAGUGGAUAGACCAGCUUACUGAAGUUCCCGUUGUCGAGGAUGAGAAAUCUAGACCGAAAUUUGAGGGCUUGCCGCACAAGGUUUUGCGAGAGAGAAUUGUUUACUACCUUGAGCGAGCUCCCUUAGAUCCCACUCGGCAACCAAGACCAACAACCGAGGAUGUCUAUUUCUUCCCUACAGGCAUGGCUUCAAUCUACAAGCCUCAUUCCUAUAUGCUGAAACACUACCAUGGUACCACCAUCCUUUUCGGCAUGGCCUUCAUGCAUACACUCAACACAUUCCAGGAGUUUGGUCCGGGUUACAAGUUCUUUGGUCUCGGGUCAGAUGAGGACUUGUGCGAACUGGAACGCUAUCUUGAGGAAGAACGUAGCUAUGGCCGUAAAGUGCAAGCGAUUUGGGCCGAGUUCCCCGCUAACCCGAUUCUUGUAUGUCCGAACAUCACCAAGCUCCGGGAGCUGGCUGACAAGUACGAUGUGGUACUCGCAAUCGACGAUACGAUAGGAAGCUGGGCCAACAUCGACAUCACACACAUGGCAGACAUGCUGGUCACCUCGCUCACCAAGUCCUUCAAUGGCUACGCCGACCUCAUUGCGGGGAGUGCGGUCCUCAAUCCUGCUUCUCACAAGUACCGUGAGCUCAAAUCCCUCUUCGAUAAGUACUACGUUCCGGAGUUGUACAUCGACGAUGCGGAAGCCCUCGAGCGAAAUAGCCGCGACUACCUGACUCGCACGGCCAAGCUCAACCACAACGCCAACUCGCUCGUGCAAUAUCUCCAAUCCUGUGCGGAGGACCCGAACAGCGCCAUUUUCCAAGUGCACUACCCCACCGUGAAUCCUUCGGGGAAGCACUUCAAGCAGUUCAUGCGCCCUUCUACGGAAGAGUUCACUCCCGGCUACGGCUGUCUCUUCACAGUGGAAUCCGAGGAUCUCGCGACUACGGCGACGUUCUACGAUAACCUCAACGUUCAUAACAGCGUGCACCUGGGCGCCCCCUUUACGCUUGCGAUCGCGUACACCAUGUGCACGUACAAGAAGCAGCUCGACUGGGCGGCUCGGUACGGGUUGAGGCCCACGCAGAUCAGGAUAUCGGCUGGGCUCGAAAACACGGAUGAGCUAUUGGAGGAUUUUCGAAUCGCGGUCGAAGCGUCAAAUCGAGCUAAGAUAGCUCGACAAGGCGAUGUCAUAGAAUACAAUAAGGCUGAGCAGUGAACUUGAUCAAGAUGCUGGAUGAACGGGGAAGGGAAACUAGGAGUAAGGGGCGGGAGAGAAAUAGAUACCAGGUACCUAGGUACCUAGACCUAACUUUCCAAAAUAUUUUAAUACAACUAGUUUUAUGAGAUUCACAUUAUUAGCAUAGGUAGAAUCAGC